GUUCAUCUGAGCUACAACAAAGAAUUUUCAAACCUUGGAGUUGUGCCAGCAGUUUUAAAUAUUUGAUCUUCUCCAUUGUUUCAUAAGUCAUAAGCGCUCCAUAGUAAAUACAAACCACCAGAAAAAUACGAGUACAUAAAUUCCCAUCAAUAAAGGAAAUUUCAAUACGUCCAGCAAUGGCAACAAAUGGUACACGUCAACUAAUACCAAAUGUGAUUGGUCAUAACCUCACGCCUUUCAUCAAGAAAUUACUGAAUAACAUAUGCAACUUUUACGAUGAGCAGGACCUCAUAGAUGUAACAUUUAAGUUGUCUAAUCCAACUGCCUUAAUUCCAGCACAUCGCUUGAUACUCUCAGCGGCAAGCCCUUAUUUUAAAGAUCUUUUCAAAAGCGACAAGGGCCUAACUCCGGUUAUUGAAUUAAAUAACAUAGACAGUGACAUCUUUGAGCUUUUAAUAGCAUUUUGCUAUACCGGCAAAACGCUCAUAAUCAUCGAAAAUGUGGAUGUAAUGCUGAAGGCAGCCAUGUAUUUGAAAUUGGAUGAGGCGGUGGUCAGUUGUGUUGACUAUAUUUUGCAGCAUAUAACUGAGUAUACACUACAGCGGGCAUAUUGCUUAGAGCGUGAAACUCAUUGUGUACCACUGUAUGAGAAACUCUUGGAAUAUGAAAUAAAUAAUUUUAUGGAAAUAAACCAAACCCCCGAUUUUCUUAGAUUCGAAGCUGAAAAAUUGCAGGCAAUCAUAGAAAGCAACAAUUUGAAUGUGACUUGUGAGGAGGAUACUUUUCAUGCCAUAAAACGCUGGUAUGAGUACGAUACUUCUGUACGACAACAACAACUACCAGAUUUAAUUGGUCGCCUACGAUUGACCCAUUUUGACACUAAUUUCUUAUUGAGAAAUGUCAAAACACUUCCUGGAUGCGAGCUAUUGGCUUACAAGGCAAUAUCGUGGAUUACGCUACCAUCAGAUCAGACGAAGAUAUCGCUCUAAUUUACAGCGCCACGAGAAAAAACUAUUUGCGAAAAUUCGGAAGAGUUAACUUUGAUAGCUGUGCAAGCUUAUGUAAG
Rhagoletis zephyria (snowberry fruit fly) is the source of this 1066-nucleotide messenger RNA. Its product is annotated as kelch-like protein 20. Gene Ontology annotation, molecular function: protein binding. The record is from RefSeq and is a predicted model, not a curated record. Lineage: Eukaryota; Metazoa; Arthropoda; Insecta; Diptera; Tephritidae.